UGAAAUGGCGAUUGGUUAUCUCUUCCUCUUGCCAGCCCCUUAAGGAUCCGAGGUGAAAUUAGUAGCAAGAAAGCAUGUAAUUGACAAAGUCACGUGGCUCAGGGGGCCAGAAACUGGAGAGAGAAGAGAAAAAAAUCAAAAGAGGGAAAGCACAUUAGACCAUGCGAGCUAAAUUUGUGAUCGCACAAAAUCAAGAUGUUAGAUUGAUUCAGAAGAUCACUCCGUUCCAAAGGGAAAGUUUUCAUCUCACGAGUUUGGAGCAGAGGGCCCGUGGGGCAACAUGGCCGAAGGCGGGGCAGGCAAAGGUGGUGGUGAAGGGCCCGGGAAGCUGCCGGAGCAGGCAGAGGAGGAAUCCCAGGUUUUGCACGGAACUGGCCACUGUAAGUGGUUCAAUGUGCGAAUGGGAUUUGGAUUCAUCUCCAUGAUAAACCGAGAGGGAAGCCCCUUGGAUAUUCCAGUCGAUGUGUUUGUGCACCAAAGCAAAUUAUUCAUGGAAGGAUUUAGAAGCCUAAAAGAAGGAGAACCAGUGGAAUUCACAUUUAAAAAAUCUUCCAAAGGCCUUGAAUCAAUACGGGUAACUGGACCUGGUGGGAGCCCUUGUUUAGGAAGCGAAAGAAGACCCAAAGGGAAGACACUACAAAAAAGAAAACCAAAGGGAGAUAGAUGCUACAACUGUGGCGGCCUUGAUCAUCAUGCUAAGGAAUGUAGUCUACCUCCUCAGCCAAAGAAGUGCCAUUACUGUCAGAGCAUCGCGCACAUGGUGGCCAACUGCCCACAUAAAACUGUUGCGCAGCCGCCUGCCAGUUCUCAGGGAAGACAGGAAGCAGAAUCACAGCCAUGCACUUCGACUUUUCCUCGAGAGCUGGGGGGAGGGCAUGGCUGCACGUCACCGCAGUUUCCUCAGGAGGCGAGGUUCGAGAUAGCAGAAUGGCCAGGCAGGUCAUCUCAAGAAACUUCCCUGGCGAAGUCCUCUGCAGUGCCGGAAGAACCAAGCAAAAAGGGGCCUUCCGUUCAAAAAAGAAAAAAGACAUAACCCUCCUUCUGAAAUGUUACCGAUUUCUUUCCCCAGUUGGGAAGUCUACCUCAUGCAAGUACAGGGGAACAGUAUUUCACAGCAGCAGCUGAUUUGGGAUUUUUAACUACUGUUGAGGAACUGUGAAUUUUUUAAACAGACAAAUCACUCUAAGCAAAUUACAUUUGAGCAGGGUGUCAUGUUUUAUGUGACUCAGAGAAUGAAAUACUAUGUAUAUCUAUAUGUGCAUGUGUGAGAGGGAGAGAGCCUGAGUCCGUGUGUGUGUGUGUGUAGGAGGAUUUUCUAUAGGAAUGUAGACAUAUAUAUAAAGCGGGUUCGUCUUUAUAUAUGUGUGUAUAGAGAUACAAGCACACACCCUCCCUCACAGAAUUGGACAUCCCCAAGAAUUGCAAACCCAUAUGAAGCAUUUUAGAUGGUUUCAGAGAUAAUCCCUGGAGAUUUUUCUUCAAAUACCACUCCCUUUAUAUUACAUGAAAAUAAACACAUGACUGUUACCUUUUGUGUGAACCAAAGGCUACUUCAGAUCUCAGAGCUGCCAAUCAUAUGGUACUAAAGGUUUUAAGUCAUCAGUUCUCCCAAGUAUGGGAUUGCCUCUCUUUCCUGAUGUCUAUAGAGGGUCUCCCCUACCCCAACGCCCUUUGAAGGCAGUACCUUAACUCCAUAUGCCUCCGACUGCCAUAAGCUCUUUUGAAUCUGGGAUCCAUAACUCCAGAAAAGAUAAUGAAUGUGUAAUUACUGUGCCGAUAUUUCGAUGUUUUUAAUUCAUGUGUUUUGACUGUAAAUUAGAUGCCUACUAAGAAAAAUGAAGGGGGAGGGCAAUGUACAAAUGUAGUGACUUGAUUGUUUUCCAUGAUGUUUUGAUACCAGCUCAUUAUCAUCUUUCACAUGUUGUGAAGUUUUUAAGGGAUUGUGGCAACAGCAGCUUCCCUUGACGGAGUCAGUCCGAACCAUCGCGCCGAACAGGGGGGCCUCCUCGUUUACUACUGAAGACCUUGGAGGAAAACUCUAGUCGUGCGGUGUUGGUGUGGUUUUUUUUGUUGUUUUUUUUUUGUUUUUUUUUUUUGUUUUUUUGGUGGCUUUUUUUAUUCCCCCUAGAGAGUUACCUAACUUGUCUCUAAAACCAGACAGCACAGGUAAGAAUAAAAUCCUGGGGUUGAGAACAAAAAGUAAGUGGAUGUUCACAAUUGCCCACUACGGUUGCCCUACAGCAGCGUGGGGUGGCAGGCAACUAGACUGGCGUUCCUGGGGCCGAGUGUGGAGCCUCUCCUAGGGAGAGCUGGAAGGAUUUUCACACGGUGGCAUUGAUUUUACAGAGGUUCCCUCCAUUGCUCAUGCUGGAGUCACCUGCACGGCGGGUUCAGGGCGAACAUUCAGGAAUGGGGAUAGAGACGCUUCUCAGGUUGGUCCCCAGUUAGGUUAUUAACAAACUGGCUGGGGACCAGUCCUAGUAUCAGUCCCUUUAGGUUUCAGUCAUUAAAAAAAUGUUGGUGUCCUCCUGGUUCUAUAUGUUAUGGCUAACUUUCUGAAACAUCUCCAAGAAGGUACCAAUUCAUUAUAAUGCUUUAACAUGGGCAAUAAACAACGUUUUGUGUGAGCCUGUUGGUGUAAGCUCAGAUAAUCAAAAAAAGAGAAUAGCAUGAGUCCAUUGAGACCUGUUCUGCUGAGCAGCUCUGCCCCCUCCCCAACCUAUCCUGGCCUGGGGGACGUAGGCAUUUCCUGCUGCUUCAGCAAGCCAGCAUUAGGAGAAAAUGCCACAGGCUGGGUUGACGGUCCUUUAUAGCUCAGCUUGAAUUCCGUGACAGUGUUUGUGAGAUUCUCCGUGGUUUAUAUGUCCGUGUGCUGUGAUGCAAAGCUUACCUUUGACGAUAUUGAAUGUGGUAUAUAGCUGUAGAGAAGUACUUCCUUGCCUUAUGUGAGGAUUGUAAGCUUAUUUAAAUUAUGUAGACAAAUCAAAGUGGCAUUGCUUAAUUUUUAGCAGGCAUAAUAAGCAGGUUAACAGGAAGAAUGCAAAACAUGAUAAGUCACUUUGAAAAUUCAAACCAAAGUUCCUUGACCUUAUAGAAAUAGGAAAUUAUGGACUUGAGAAUUGGACAUUCCCUGUUUACAUAUGAAAAGUUCAGAGCUGAGAUCAAGAUUUAAAAAAAAAGCAUUUUAUAACUGGACCUUAUGGGUGCAAUUUAAAGUCAUUUUAAGCAUCUUACCAGACUGAACUAAGAGCACAUACCAAACCUAUCUUAUGGUUAAAAGCUGGGGUUUAUUUUUUAUAUAAGAAUAUUAUCACUAUUACAUAACAUACUCAGGACAAAGAACUUUGCUCAGGGAACAUACCAUAUAAUGUUGUUAUUGUUUCUUUACAGAAUGGUCUACAGUCCUGCUUACUCAAAACAAACCAAAUAACUUAGACCUUUAUAUAAGUAUUAUGUACUGAUGCUAGUAAUAACUACCUCUGAGUUUGACAUAGAUCAGAAUUUUCAAAUAUCAGAUAUCAGCUUUCCUAUUUUUAUUUCCCAUGCUCUAAAGCAGAAUUCCAAACUCCUUGCAUAUGUGAAUAUCACUGAUGUGAGCACAGUGUCCAUUCACGUGGGUGAAAUACUCUGUUUACAGCAAAAGUCUACCUCAUAGUUGAUGCAUAGCACACCUUUAUGCUGCUCCAGCCUUACAGUGGCUGAUAAUUCUCUGGUACAGAACCUUUUAAUCUGUGUUAUAGAUAGCAAUUCACAACUACAUGUUUCUGACAAACACUUGUGAAUAAUGAAGCAUCUCAUUUAGUUAUUAGCAACGUCUCCGGGCAUUUCCUUAAAGUUAUCAUGUAUUUAAUUUAAAGACUUAUGGGCACCCUUCCACUUAAGCAAAAAUACAGAAAACACAGAAGCAAUCUUGGACAUAGCUGCUUUGCCCAGAGGUCAGGGUGGGAAGGGGUAGCAGGAGGAGAGGUUGGUGUAUGAGUGUAUUCAUGCUGGGCAAAAGUGUAAAGGAUGCCAAUCUCCAUUUUUGUGUCUGUGCUGCCCUAAGGCCAAGCUUAUUUCAGCAUUACUGCCCUAGGCACAUAACAAACUAGCACUGGCUUGCCAAGGAGUGAACAUAGAGUAAACGUGCAAUGCCAUUUCUAGCUACUGAGGAGAAGGGUCUGUGUGAAGCAUCAGUUUACAGGGGUUACUAGUAGGUUGAGCAGGAGGACUGUAACUUAGUUGCCCCUUGACCUCACCCCCAUGUCAACACAAUUGUAAUUCCUAAGAAAGAUGCACUUACCAGUCUCUUAGCCCUGGGAGCUAUUCAUUGCUACAUGGCAGAUUAUAGUAGAAACCUUUUUAUACUUGCAUUUCUAGUCUUUACUGGAAGACUUUGGAUGUAUUUUUACAACUGAAAAAUUUUAAAAGAUUUUUACCUGCUUAUAACUUGGAAGUCUGGCGUGCAAUGUAGGGAAAAAGAUCAAGAAACAUCAAAGUAUUUAACAUCGUUCCAUCUACAAACAUAGGAUUUUUAAUGCCAAUAUUUUGAAAUAUUCUGGCUCAGUUUUGUUUUGCACCAGUGUGGCCCCAAGUUACUGCUAGUUGUAUUUAGUUUGUGAAUAGAAGCCCAUAAGUGUUAAUAGACUUUGUAACAUUCACUGUAAGAUGAAUUAUACAGGACAUGGGAAAUCUCAUUAAGUCUUAAAGUUAAUUUAAAUUAAUUUAUCUGUUUUCUCUAAGAAAUGUUUAUCAUAAAAUAUAUAUGUGUAUUUCCCCUUUGGUUAUACAGUUUGGGAAAGUGUGUACAAGUGCAGCUGACUUUAAUUUCCUAGAUGUCCUAAUGAGAUUUAUUUGUUUUAGAAAAGAACAACUCGUGAAGAGCGUCAAGUUCUGUCUUAACAUAGCUGUCAGCAGCCUCUUUUAAGAUGUGGUGGUUGUGUGAUCUGUGUCAUAGAUGUCCAGUUAGAGUGUGAGAGGUUGACCUAUGAAUCGUUUUUAAAUUUUAUAUUUGGAACAAAGCUGCGAAGUUAUGGUAAAGUACUGUACUGUGAGAAACUAUUACGCUAUUUAAUACAUCUGUGGCUUAACACUUGUGAGUGUCACCAGCUUGAAAAUGAUGGUGUUGACUACCUCUUGAAUUACUUAGUGUCUGUCAACCACUGGCACCCACCACCAAGCUGGCUUUAAUUAGUAUGUGUUGCUUUUUGGUAUUAACAACUCUAACCAUCCUAGAGACCAAAGUGAAAACUGAUUCCUGUAUGUCUUUAAUAUGGUGUUUUACCUAGUGUUUUUAACUUAUCAUGUGUAGUAUUUAGAUUACCUCAUUGUCCAUUUUGGCUCAUGUUGUUUACAAGUGAAAAUAACAAACACUUGAACUAUGUGUGUUUAAAGGACAAAAAAGGAGUAGAUGUUUGGAAUGGCAUUUCACUCAUGUAAUCAUCUUGAUGGACUAGAAUACUGUUUGCCUUUCUGCAGACCACGGACUUUAUAUUCUCAUUUCAUGCCUGAUGUCUUAUUCUGUCAAUUAUGGAUAUUUUAAGGUUUAAAAAUUACUUGAUUAAAAAAUAAAACAUAUAACAUUGGCAUUUA
Molecule: messenger RNA, 5571 nt
Organism: Neofelis nebulosa (Clouded leopard)
Lineage: Eukaryota; Metazoa; Chordata; Mammalia; Carnivora; Felidae
Gene: LIN28B
Product: lin-28 homolog B
Exons: 4
Coding region: 281-1033 (250 amino acids)
Molecular function (GO): nucleic acid binding; zinc ion binding
Source: RefSeq, a predicted model, not a curated record